AUAACGUUAUCUUUUGCUUUGGGAAACACUGAUCAACAUUUUUGACAUCUUUCGGACACUUUUAGACUAAUUAACGACUAAUCAAAUAAUCGACAGAUUAAUUAACCGUGACAAUAAUCGUUUGUUGCAGCUCUACUGGACGCUGAUUUACAUAGCAGAGAAAUCUCCUGCCAACUACACGAUGACAACGUCCCGCUUUUAUUUUGAAGUGACGUGUAUUUUCUAAAACGCAUCUCUCGUUUAUCUCCUCAGGCAAAGAUCUACUUCUCUUUUCCCGGAGAGCUGCUGAUGAGGAUGCUGAAGAUGCUCAUUCUUCCCCUCAUCACGUCCAGUUUGAUGUCGGGUCUGUCGUCGAUGGAGUCGAAGGCGUGCUGUCGUAUCGGCGUCCUGACCGUCACCUACUACCUGUGGACCACCUUCAUCGCCGUGGUCGUCGGCAUCGUGCUCGUCCUCAUCAUCAAACCCGGCGUGGGGACGGAGAUGGAGAGUCACCGGCUGGGAGCGGGGCCCGUCAUGACCUCGGCCGACGCCCUGCUCGACCUCAUCAGGAACAUGGUUCCCUCUAAUAUAAUCGAGGCCACGUUUCAGCAGUACAAAACGGACCUGGUUCCCAUCCUCAAAGUCCCGACCAGAACCAUCCAGCCAAACUUCGUGUACGUGGUCCCCCACGAGAGCGGCCCCGAAGGUCGCACGGUGUACCUGGAGCUGACGCCGCCCCCGGAGAUCAUGUACAAGACGAGUCCCGGCAGCAGCCAGCAGAUGAACGUCCUCGGCAUCGUCAUCUUCUCCGCCACCAUGGGCCUGUUGCUGGGCAGAAUGGGAGAGCGAGGAGCUCCACUGGUCAACGUCUGUCAGUGUAUCAACGAGUGCGUAAUGAAGAUCAUCAACGCUGCCGUCUGGUGA
Messenger RNA from Micropterus dolomieu (smallmouth bass), 903 nucleotides. Its product is annotated as excitatory amino acid transporter 5-like. The record is from RefSeq and is a predicted model, not a curated record. The transcript has 5 exons. Gene Ontology annotation, biological process: L-glutamate transmembrane transport. NCBI's taxonomy places the organism in Eukaryota, Metazoa, Chordata, Actinopteri, Centrarchiformes, Centrarchidae. Gene Ontology annotation, molecular function: glutamate:sodium symporter activity; L-glutamate transmembrane transporter activity; neutral L-amino acid transmembrane transporter activity. The coding region runs from base 289 to 903 and encodes 204 amino acids. Gene Ontology annotation, cellular component: plasma membrane.